Molecule: messenger RNA, 2030 nt
Organism: Sardina pilchardus (European sardine)
Lineage: Eukaryota; Metazoa; Chordata; Actinopteri; Clupeiformes; Clupeidae
Product: potassium voltage-gated channel subfamily C member 1-like
Exons: 3
Coding region: 155-1534 (459 amino acids)
Biological process (GO): potassium ion transmembrane transport; protein homooligomerization
Cellular component (GO): postsynaptic membrane; voltage-gated potassium channel complex; presynaptic membrane
Molecular function (GO): protein binding; delayed rectifier potassium channel activity
Source: RefSeq, a predicted model, not a curated record
AUUUUCGAGAAGUCAAACGCACCUAAUUGACAAUCGCGACGCGAGAAUAGGCUACUUGACGUGACUAGGCGCUUCCUCAUCCACUGUGGUUUUCGGGAUCAUUGGAAGGCAAUCAAAUUGAACAGCCUCCAGGAUUUCAUCUUCAAAGCACAAAAUGUUCAGUGCUUCCAGUCCAGAGACUCACCCAAUGCAAGUUGCUCCCGCAGGCUCUGAUGCAGACAGGAUUGUAGUUAACGUUGGUGGUGUGCGACAUGAAACACACAAGAGCACCCUCAUGUGCAUCCCUGGCACACGCCUGGCCAACCUCGUCUCUGACGCCAGUGCUGACCCACUGAAACACCCGACCUCUGAGUUUUUCUUCGACCGGGACCCGAAAGCAUUCGCCCCCAUCUUAAACUACUACCGCACCGGGAAACUGCACUGCCCGGCAGACGUGUGCGGUCAAUCGCUUGAAGAGGAGCUUUCCUUCUGGGGAGUCAGUGAAACCGACGUGGAGCCAUGUUGCUGGAAGAACUUCCGACAGCAUCGGGAUGAAGAGGAGGCGUUGGCUGCGUUCGAGCCGGAUGAGGGACCCCCAGACUACGACUCCCUGGUGGGGGGACCCGGGAGGGUGCAGACAAAAGCUUGCAUGCCGAAAAUGUGGGCCCUCUUUGAUGACCCCCAUUCAUCUGUAGCAGCCAUGAUCAUCGGCCUUCUCUCUCUGCUCUUCAUCCUGAUGUCCAUUGUUUGUUUCUGCCUGGGGACCCACUUCAAGCCCAAAGCUCAGCCACGGUACACGGACGAGGAAAAUGUUGAGACUGAUAUUGAUAUUGAUGCUGAUAUGAUCCUGCCCACGCAUCCUGUCCGUGCAUUGGGGAUUAUAGAGCUUCUCUGCGUCGUCUGGUUCACCUCUGAGUUCUUGAUUCGCAUCAUCAGCUGCCCGAAGAAGUUGAAGUUCAUCCUGAACGUCUUGAACAUCAUUGACUUGAUGGCCAUCCUGCCCUUCUACGUGGCGCUGUGUUUGGGCGCGACUCCUGUCCUGCCGCUGAGACACUCCCUGACGUGUCUACUCAUGGUGGCGCGCUGCCUCCGACUCCUGCGGAUCUUUAAGCUGAUGCGACGCGUGGCGGGCGUUCGGGCGCUGGGCCACUCGCUGCGUGCCAGCGCCGGUGAGCUGCUCCUGCUGGCCGCGGCGCUCUGUGUGCUCAUCCUCACGUUCUCCAUCCUGGCCUUUUACGGAGAGAGAGCUACACAUACAAGUAUCAGUAGCAUGUCUAGGGGUUUGUGGUUUGCGGUGAUUACCAUGACGGGCGUGGGGUACGGAGACAUGUAUCCAGAAUCGUGGCCUGGGAUGGUGGCUGCCGCUCUGUGCGCCAUUGCAGGAGUCUUCUUCAUUGCCAUGCCCAUUCCUGUCCUCGUCAACAAGUUUGCCAAGUACUAUGCCCUGACUGAGGCCAAGCAGAGACGCCGGGCCAAGAGCAGGAGGGGUGAUGGGCGGUCUGAGGGGGCCAGCGCCCCCGUCUGGAGGGGAGUGGAAAACAUCUACAAACAGUGAGAGGAAGAAACCAAGAGAAGCAGGGAUUUUACUGCUGGUGUAUUCUAAGACUGCAUGACAUUCUACGCCUAAUUCUUUAUUUUUUUGUUUUUUUCUGGAUAUCGCCCUGCAGUUCUGUCUGGAAACCUGCACAUUUAUCUCUCCUGCUUCCUUCCCACGUUGGAACCAAUCACAAACUGGCUUAUUCACCAGGUGCAUCCGGAUCAUUGGUCUCGUUGGUUGAAGGACUAUCCAAGCGUAUGGAGUCAUUUGAACAAUGCCCAUUGAUCACACCUCUUGCGCAUGCAGUAGAAAUAUAGCGUAUUGAACUUAGUCUGGAGAUAGCAGGCUACAAAACAGAAAAAUAAGACAUGUCAUUAAAUUACGAAAAUAAAAGAUGCCAAACAGAGUGGUAUGUCUCGCCAGCGUACUCGACACCUAGCAACCUUAAUAGGUGGGUUUCCAUGGAGACCUCUAUUCUGAUUAGAAUCGGAAUAGAAAUGUCAGAGGUUAGGGU